AUGGCUCUGAACAGGAGUAUCGAGCUGGAGCACUUUGAUGAACGGGACAAGGCUCGGCGCUCGACGCGCACCACCGGUUCCGGUUCUCAGUCCGGCUCCCGGGCGAGCAGCCUCGUGCCCAGCCCCGCUCAGAGCGCCAACUGCAGCUUCUACCGGACCCGCACUCUCCGCGCGCUCAGCUCCGAGAAGCGCGCGCGCAAGGUGCGCUUUUACCGCAACGGGGACCGCUACUUCAAAGGCCUCGUCUACGCCGUGUCCAACGACCGCUUCCGGUCUCUGGACGCCCUGUUGGCUGAACUGACGCGCGCGCUCGCCGACAAUCUGCACCUGCCGCAGGGCGUCCGCACCAUUUACACCGCGGACGGCAGCAAAAGGGUGACGAGCUUAGACGAGCUGCUGGAAGGUGAAAGCUACGUUUGUGCAUCUAAUGAGCCCUACAGGAAAGUGGACUACACUAAGAAUGUGAACCCUAAUUGGGGCUCUCGGCUGGCGGGGACUGGUGCAGGGGCUGGUGCAGGGGCUGGGGCAGGCCAUCAGGGUUCAAGCAGGGGCCAGCGGGCCCCGGGGGAGGGAAAAGAGAGUAAAGACUUUAUCAAACCUAAGCUGGUGACGGUGAUCCGGAGUGGUGUGAAGCCACGCAAGGCUGUUAGAGUGCUGCUGAAUAAAAAGACGGCUCAUUCUUUCGAGCAGGUGCUGGCUGACAUUACAGAAGCCAUUAAGCUCGACUCUGGAGCCGUGAAGAAGCUGUACACGCUAGAUGGGAAGCAGCUGACGAGCCUGCAGGACUUUUUCGGUGAUGACGACGUGUUUAUUGCAUGCGGUCUUGAGAAGUUCCGCUAUGCUCAGGACGAUGCUGCAAUCGGACACGCAGGGAAAGCUUCGGCCGCUGCCUUCGUCAACGAGUGCAAGAUGAAAUCAAAGUCGUCAGCUCCUGUUAAGUCCAUUGCCUCCAGAAGCUCUGGCAUUUUCAGGUCAAAAUCACCUGUGUCAGCCCACGAAGCGCCAAGAAGUCAGAGCCCGACUGCAAGGUCGUCGAAGUCCCCAACGAGUCCAGCAAGUCCAUGCAGCCAGAAGAUCUCUUCCCGUCAUGCAUCUCCCUCCCCUCCCCCCUCCAGAGAACUGAACGGAGAAGAGGAUUUGAGCCCAGAAGUAAACGGAAAUAAGCCACAGUCCUCCAUCAUCACUGAUAAAUACGAAGUUGGGAAAGUCAUCGGAGAUGGAAAUUUUGCAGUGGUCAAAGAGUGUGUAGAGCGGGCCACUGGGCAGGAGUAUGCUCUGAAAAUCAUAGACAAGGCCAAAUGCAGUGGAAAGGAGCAUCUGAUAGCCAAUGAGGUGGCGAUAUUGCGCCGGGUUCGGCAUCCCAGCAUAAUCCUGUUAAUUGAGGAGGUGGACACGCCCACAGAACUCUACCUGGUCAUGGAACUUGUUAAGGGAGGAGAUUUGUUUGAUGCCAUCACCUCUUCCACAAAGUACACUGAAAGAGACGCAAGUGCCAUGGUGUACAACCUGACCGGAGCUCUCAAAUACCUGCACCGCAUGAGCAUAGUGCACAGAGACAUUAAACCAGAGAAUCUACUGGUGUGUGAAUAUCCUGAUGGCACCAAGUCUUUGAAGUUGGGGGAUUUUGGUCUGGCCACUGUAGUGGAGGGGCCACUUUAUACCGUGUGUGGAACACCCACUUACGUCGCACCUGAGAUUAUUGCAGAAACAGGGUAUGGGUUAAAGGUGGAUAUCUGGGCGGCUGGUGUGAUCACGUACAUCCUCCUGUGUGGUUUUCCUCCAUUUCGGAGUGAGAGAAACCAGCAGGAGGAGCUGUUUGAGCAGAUCUUACGGGGCCGACUGGAGUUUCCCUCCCCUUACUGGGACAAUAUCAGUGUCAGUGCCAAGGAUCUGAUUGGUAAGAUGCUGCAGGUGAAUGUGAGUUCACGUUACACAGCAGAGGAGGUUUUGUCUCACCCAUGGGUCCUGGAUGACACCAUGCUGGAGAACAAUAUGAUGUGCGAGACAGUGGAUAAAGUCAAAACUGAACAUCCACCUGACAGUACUGCAACAGAAACGCAGUUGGGUGAGCUACAAGAGCAAAACCCAAGGUAGACAACAAGAGCACCGGCAGAAGAGAAGACCUGCUCACUCAACAAAACUCAAAGGAAUACUUUACCC
Messenger RNA from Neoarius graeffei (lesser salmon catfish), 2160 nucleotides. Its product is annotated as serine/threonine-protein kinase DCLK2. The transcript is spliced from 16 exons. Gene Ontology annotation, biological process: intracellular signal transduction; protein phosphorylation. Bases 1 to 2094 code for a protein of 697 amino acids. The record is from RefSeq and is a predicted model, not a curated record. Gene Ontology annotation, molecular function: protein kinase activity; ATP binding. NCBI's taxonomy places the organism in Eukaryota, Metazoa, Chordata, Actinopteri, Siluriformes, Ariidae. Gene Ontology annotation, cellular component: microtubule cytoskeleton.